CAAGAGAGUGUCACCACGUUACCUCGGGCCGCGCCGGAAACACUGACAGGCCGCUUCCUUUUCCGCCCUCACGCCCUUCCCUUGCCAUGGCGGAAGACAACCUCGCGAGACAGAAUGACGAGAUUGAAGCGCUCGCCUCCAUCUAUGGGACGGAUUUCCACACAGAGAGUGCCGAGCACCGAACCUACAGUGUGGAGGUGGACGAAGCCAACCUGUCCUCCCUCCUCCAGGUGACUAUGCCGCCAGACUACCCUGCCGAGGCGCCGCCCACGUACAGUCUCAGCGCGCCGUGGCUCAAGGGGCACCGACGGCAGGAGCUGUGCGCCGACCUGGAGGAGAUCUACCUAGAGAAUUCCGGGGAGAGUAUUGUGUACCUGUGGGUGGAGAGAGUGAGGCAGUUCAUGGUGGAGUUCGGGGCGGAGGAGGACACACAAGGACCAGCCAGUGACGAGGUCACGCCCAUCCCAGAACCCCCGGAGGAACAGACCAACGAGCCAGAUUCUCCGCUGGAAAUCAUCUCGGGUGAAAUAAUAUCAGAUCGCAGGAGUCACUUUCAGCCGCACCUAGCCGUCAUCCAGUCCCAGGCUCAGGUUGGACAGGUGUUGCGGCGUCUGUAUGAGAACAAGAAGAUCGCCAACGCCACACACAACAUGUACGCCUACCGCUUCCUGGCUGACGGCUCCGCGCACAUCACCCAGGACUGUGAGGAUGAUGGGGAGGACCAUGCGGGGGGGCGGCUGCUGCAUCUACUUCAGAUUCUGGACGUCGUUAAUGUGAUGGUGGUGGUGACAAGGUGGUUCGGGGGCAUCCUCCUCGGCCCCGACCGCUUCAAGCACAUCAACAACUCGGCGCGGCAGAUACUCGACUCCUGCGGCUACAUCAACCCUCGACCCGGCGAAAACAAGAAGAAAAAAAAGGGGAAGUAGCGGAGUGGAGAUGGUGGGUUGGUGCAGAGUUCCUCCUCCUUUGCCUCUUUCUCCUCUUCCUCCUCCUCCUCCUUCUCCUCCUCCUGUGUGUGUGUGUGUGUGUGUGUGUGUGUGUGUCAGAUAGAUAGAUAGAAAGAUAAACAAAUAGGCAGACAGAUAGACAGGUAGGAAAAAUAUUAGAAAAGAGGUAAUGAUAUUUUUCUUUUCGUUCCUCUCUUCUCUUAACUCCUCCUCCUCCUCCUCCUUCUCCUCUUCCUCCUCCGCCUAUGCCCCGACACCACUGAGACUUCUUCCGUCCCCACUGGAUGGAACGUUAUGGUAGAAAAGUAGUUUGUGGAGUUACUAGGUUGCUUUGAUCUUUAUUCCAUUUGAGGAGACUCAUCAUAAUAUACAUGACUGCCUUUGAAAAUGACACGUUAAUCAGUUCUCUAUGACAAAGGGAUAUGAGUAUUGUUUAAAGGUAGACUAAUAAGAUAGCUUUUAUGUGAUAUGAUGUAUAAUUAAUUGUUCUGUGAUAGGAGUAAGUAAGCAUCAAAUGAAGAAUAUUUUAAGCAUUUAAGGUUAGUAGAGGGAACGGAAUAAUUUUUUUUUUUUUUUUUUUUUUUUUUU
This is a messenger RNA of Eriocheir sinensis (Chinese mitten crab), 1535 nucleotides long. Its product is annotated as protein IMPACT-B-like. Gene Ontology annotation, biological process: regulation of translational initiation. NCBI's taxonomy places the organism in Eukaryota, Metazoa, Arthropoda, Malacostraca, Decapoda, Varunidae. Gene Ontology annotation, molecular function: protein binding. The record is from RefSeq and is a predicted model, not a curated record. The coding region runs from base 87 to 926 and encodes 279 amino acids. Gene Ontology annotation, cellular component: cytoplasm. The transcript has 7 exons.